Messenger RNA from Mercenaria mercenaria, 1450 nucleotides. RefSeq names its product calmodulin-4-like. Gene Ontology annotation, molecular function: calcium ion binding. The record is from RefSeq and is a predicted model, not a curated record. The transcript is spliced from 4 exons. Lineage: Eukaryota; Metazoa; Mollusca; Bivalvia; Venerida; Veneridae. The coding region runs from base 242 to 664 and encodes 140 amino acids.
AAUGACAUAUCGGUAUAAUAUAAUUCAAGGAUUAAAACAGUAGGUGUACCACUAAUUGUUAAAGGCAGACAACUAAACACGUACCCUAAGGGUAAAUUUUUAUUAAUGAAGCAAAUUGAACCGCAGUUGUUACUUUAUAACUCUUUGUUCAUAGAUUAGCAUUAUACACUGAUAGGAAAGAAGGAGAUUAAACCUGUACAGGCCGAUCUUUGAAACAGAUUUUAGUCCAGACUGCGAAGAAAUGUCGUUGACGGCCGAACAGUGUGAAGAUUUCUGGGCCAAGGCUGAUGCGAAUGGAGAUGGCCAACUAACCAUACAAGAACUAGCCCGCGCCGUCAGAAAGUACCAUUCUGACAUUUCUGACAAAGAUUGUGCAAGUAUGUUCUGUGGCCUUGACAAAGAUGGCAAUAAGAAAAUCACCAAACAAGAAUUUUUAGAAGAAAUGAGGGAAAAGCCGAAACGCGGAGAUAGGCUGUGCAGUUUGUUCAAGGAGUAUGACGCUAACGGUGACGGAACACUGUCUCGGGAUGAAGUCCGCAAACUUAUCGUAGAAUGCUUCAAAGGGAAGGAUCCGGACGAGAUCUUAGAAGAGUUUUUAAAAUACACGGACACCAGUGGAGAUGGACUCGUAUCCUUGGAGGAAUUCCGUGCUUUCUUUGGAUAAACAUUUUAACAAGAUAUAUUGCUUAAAAUGAUAAAAUCAAUAUCAAACCCACUAUGGUUAUUGCAAUACAUUUUGUUAUAUUAAGUUUUGAAUUUACAACACGUGUACGAGUACGUACAGAUAUAUCAGAUAUGUAGCAAUAUGUCUCUACGUGUAUCCGAUAUAGCUGGUUGAGACAACUAUAUAUUUACACACAAUUUGUCCGUUGCACAAAGAUAUAGACUCGUUUGAAAGGCUUUCAGUAAAAUUCCUUAAAGUAGAUCAGUUUUUCUAGGAACUUGGAAAAGACAAUUGUCACUUUUCAGUAACCUGUAGAACACAUUUUGAGAGAGUAUAAGUUAUAGACUAGAAAAAUUCCUAAUACGAAGCGAUUUUCAGAAAGGAUGAAAACAGGCUCUAAUGUCAGUCAAAUGUCGUGUAAUAUGCAGGCUCUAAUACUCAGACUGAUCAUUUAAAAUUAGGAAUAUCAAAAAAAAAAAUGUGUUUCGAUACAAACGACUCUGGCAAACUUUUAAUGAUAAGCUAUGUUAUGGGCAUUGUUCAAUACAGGGCUCUCUAUUGGCAUUGGUCAUGUUAAAUAGGUCCUCUGCCUCCAAGCAUUAUUUCUGUUCUGAAUCCUAUAAACGUUUCCCUGUCUGUGCUGGCGUAUGUAUGUCAAACUUCAGUACAUAAGUAACGCACAUGACUAUAGAAAUGUAGGCCUACAGAAAAUUGAAAUGAAAUGCCUAGAAUAUAUUAGCUUAUUGAAUUUAAUAUUUUGUUAUGAAAAUAAAUAUUUUACUCAGA